AAACCUGACUUCCUUUAUUAUCAUUCAAAAUGCAAUUGCAUUCGGAUUGACUUUCCUCCCAUUAAUCAGAGUAACGCGCUUUGAAUCCAUCUGCGCGGCUCAUGGUAUUGUUUUAGCCGCAGAAGAGCUUCGGCGCGUUCACACCUCGGCACACACUAAAGGCGGCUUGGUUUCGGUGCCCGAUGACCUUGACAUGGAUCACACGCAGCACUUCAAAGGCAGCGCGCGCGCAGAGGAUCAUCAAACGGCGCUGCAGUUUCUGUAAGUUUGGAAAGGAGCUUAAUUAAUAGGCUCGACAUCAGCGAACCGAAGUCAUUCCCUCCAAGGAGAGCAAGACCAGAGAGCAAGACCAGACCUCGGAGCUGUCUGUCCUCGGUCUCUCUCUCUCUCUGUCUCUGUUUUAUUCCACUGGAAGUGUUGGAUUUAUUCUUGUUGUUAUUACUAUGAAACAGCUGGUGUGCGGGAUUUUAUGCGUGGCGCUGUGGGUGCGCUCGGUGUCCGCCAGUGCGCGCGUCGGCAGGAAGCGCGGAUCCGCUAAAGGACCUUACCCGCUCUACAUGAUGCACCUUUACCGGACUUUACUAGCCGGUGACGGGAAGAAAUCAGCGGGGACUUCGAGCGCGGGAGUCGGAUACGAGCUUCCAUCUCUGCACCACUCCGAUUCAGUGCUCAGCCUCGUCGCCAAAAGUUGCUACCAGGUGGGUGACAAGUGGGCGGUCACGUUUGACAUGUCCUCCAUCUCGGCGAGCGACGAUGUGCGGCACUCAGAGCUGCGCCUGCGCCUCCCGGAGUUCUCCGCCUCUGAGCAUCCCAUGGUGGACAUCUAUCACGCUCCCAAAGGCGCCGAGGAGCGUCUUCAUCUGGGUCGCAUUGACAACACGUCGAGCACGUCUACAUCCUCACACUCCUCUUGGAGAGUCCUGAAUAUCACCCAGCUGCUGAAGUACUGGCUACACCAGGGGGGUCUGCCUCCCACCCAGGUACGCCUGGAUGACGGAGCACCCCAGGACCUUGAGCAUGGCAUCCAGCAUCCGACAACCAACAGCGUCAUGAUGGUGGUUUACUCCAAGCAGAUGAGGACAGAAUCGUCUACGCUGAUCCGGACAGCUGAGCACUCCAAGUAUGUGGCUCAGGAUCGGGCGCUGUCUGAGCCUGUGGCCCGGAGACACAAACGCAACCACCGGGCGCAUAAGAGAGUGAGCGAGGCGGCAGGGGACAGUGCGAUCCCAGCUCUCACACAAGUUGAGGGUGAACAGAAGACCCUGUGCAAGAAGGUGGACAUGUGGGUAGACUUUGACCAGAUUGGUUGGAGCGAGUGGAUUAUUUAUCCAAAGAGAUACAACGCAUACCGCUGUGAAGGUGACUGCCCUACACCGGUGGACGAGUCGUUUGCGCCAACGAAUCACGCAUACAUGCAGAGCCUGUUGAAGCUACACCAACCGGACCGCGUCCCGUGUCCAUCCUGUGUACCUACACGCCUGGCUCCUCUCUCCAUGCUCUACUAUGAGAACGGGAAGAUGGUGAUGAGGCAUCACGAAGGCAUGGUGGCAGGGGCAUGCGGCUGCCACUGAUCUGACUCUCCAAACACUCAGCCAAAUCGACUUCAGCACUUACGGCAUGUUUACCUGCCCGUUCCCAACAACGAGAGACUGCCAGAGAACUUUAGCACUAAGCAGAGAGACGAUGUAGAAAUGUGGACAGCGCAGAAAGACAUUUCUUCAUUUCAUCAUUCAGGAACCAUAGCCCUUUCAUAUACCAGCAACAGACGAUUCGUUCCUUUUAAACGACUCAUUUAAGUAAAUCAAUUAUCACACAUGAACCAUCCCCCCGCCCCCGAAAGACAGCCAUUUGAUAACGUAUCAUGCUCAGGGUUUAUAAUUAGCCAUUCGGACUGGCUAACAAAUU
Molecule: messenger RNA, 1905 nt
Organism: Ictalurus punctatus (channel catfish)
Lineage: Eukaryota; Metazoa; Chordata; Actinopteri; Siluriformes; Ictaluridae
Gene: ndr1
Product: nodal-related 1
Exons: 3
Coding region: 444-1571 (375 amino acids)
Biological process (GO): BMP signaling pathway; SMAD protein signal transduction
Cellular component (GO): extracellular region
Molecular function (GO): cytokine activity; growth factor activity; type I activin receptor binding
Source: RefSeq, a predicted model, not a curated record